AUGCCCAAAACCCUCACGGUCGCCGUCGCGCAAUCGCGCACCCUCGACACGACCUCCGCCACCCUCGCCGCCCUCGAACGCACCACCCGCCACGCAGCAUCCCGCGGCGUCAACAUCCUCCUCUUCCCCGAGGCCUACCUAGGCGGAUAUCCGCGCACCUGCGACUUUGGCACUGCCGUCGGCCAUCGCAAUCCCGCCGGCAGAGACCAGUUUCUGCAAUACUUCAACUCCGCUGUUGACCUGGGCGAUACCCCGGCCGGAGCGGGCGAUGACUGGGUUGACCGGAAACUGCCCGUGGCUAGGGACCGCGGCAAGGAUCGUCGUGGGGAUGGCACGAGAGAGUUCUUGGAGGAGGUUGCUCGUUCAACGGGCGUUUUCAUUGCGGUGGGCUUGAUUGAGAGAGCUGGUGGCAGCUUGUAUUGUGCCGUGGUCUAUGUUGAUCCGAAACGCGGCGUGUUGGGGAAGAGGAGGAAAGUCAUGCCAACCGCUGCAGAACGCCUGAUAUGGGCCCAAGGCUCGCCCUCGACCCUCCGCGCCGUCUCAACAGAGAUCAACGGCGUCCCCCUGACCAUUGGCGCAGCAAUCUGCUGGGAAAAUUACAUGCCCUUGCUACGGCAGAGUCUCUACUCGCAAAACGUCAAUCUGUACCUCGCCCCAACCGCCGAUAGUCGUGAUACCUGGCUCCCGCUUAUGCGGACGGUGGCCAGCGAGGGCCGCGCUGUGGUGUUAUCUGCCAACCAGUGCGUGCGCAGGAGCGAGUUACCGGAGUGGAUUACCGCCGGUUCAGCUGCCACAGGAGAAGAUAGACCAGAGAAGAUGAAGAAGAAGGAAUUGAUAACUACGAGCGAGGGGCCGCAUGAGAUCGUCUGGCCGCAGUCAGCGGUUGAUCAACUUCAUACGGAUAAGAAGAGGGAUCAGAUGUAUGCGAGUUUGGCUGUGGAGGACGGUGAUAUUUCCGUCAAAGACGACCCAAAGAAGACCCCCCAAAAAGAAACCGGCUCGAAGCUAUCCAACUCAGCACCACAGGACGACUACGUCUCGCACGGCGGAUCCUGCAUCAUCGGUCCACUGGGCGAAGUCCUCGGCGGACCCAUCUGGGACGUGUGUACAGACGACAACGAUCCCGCCGCCGCCGCCGCUGCUGCGGCUACAACAGGAGACGGGCUGGUCAUUGCAAAAAUCGACUUUGAGGACUGCGACAGGGGUCGUUUGGACCUGGAUGUUGCCGGCAGUUAUUCCCGGAAUGACGCUUUCAAGCUUACCGUUGAAGGGUUGGAUCUGAACCCGCCUCCCUGA
Messenger RNA from Talaromyces atroroseus, 1296 nucleotides. RefSeq lists its product as hypothetical. Gene Ontology annotation, molecular function: catalytic activity. The record is from RefSeq and is a predicted model, not a curated record. The transcript has 3 exons. NCBI's taxonomy places the organism in Eukaryota, Fungi, Ascomycota, Eurotiomycetes, Eurotiales, Trichocomaceae. The coding region runs from base 1 to 1296 and encodes 431 amino acids.